Messenger RNA from Manihot esculenta (cassava), 4119 nucleotides. RefSeq lists its product as uncharacterized. The record is from RefSeq and is a predicted model, not a curated record. Bases 1 to 4119 code for a protein of 1372 amino acids. NCBI's taxonomy places the organism in Eukaryota, Viridiplantae, Streptophyta, Magnoliopsida, Malpighiales, Euphorbiaceae. The transcript has 9 exons.
AUGCAGCUUCAAGACGUCAAUGAUUUUGUGUUGUGCCGAGUGUUUUCAUCCACAUUUACAGCGAUACAUGUGGAAGAACUAAAUCAUGAAAUAGUAUGCGAGGUACUAAAAAAGAGAACUCGCAAUAUCAAAUUCAUGGAUUCAUUGAUCAAGAAUCCUAUCACUACCUAUCAGCAGCUGAUAGAUAAAGCUAAAAGAUAUAUAAGACUUAAUGACUGCAUGAAUUAUCCAGUGUCCCAAGGAAGGGACGACCGAGGGAACAAGAUUAUAGCAGUAUUGGGCACCAUUAGAUACAAGAUUAGGGAAUUGUACGCUGAGUUUGCGGUGAUGGACAUUCCAUUUGACUACAAUAUAAUACUCGAUCGCCCAGUCUUAAACUGUCACAUUAUAGUUAUUAACAUGGGUGUUAUAUAUCUAAAGCUACCAGCACUAGGAGGAUUAGUUGUUAUCUUGAUUGACGCCGAAGAUACAGAAAAAUCUGCUUUCAUCACUGAUGAAGACGUUUUUUGUUAUAAGUUGCCUCCUUCGAUCACCGUUGCCGCCUUCACUGUUGCCGCCUUCGAUCACCGUUGCCGCCUUCGAUCACUGUUGCCGCCUUCGAUCACAGUUGCCGGCUUCACUGUUGCCUCCUUCACCGUUGCCGCCUUCACCGUUGCCGCCUUCACCGACUGUCAAUUGCUAUUGCCAAGGUAUAAUAGGUACAAUAUGCAUUCUGAUAGAGGUUGGAUGUAUGCAAGACUAAAAGAUGGUCUACUAAAUCCUUUAUUCCUUGAAGGAUUAAAUGAAUUCAUAUCAGCUGCCAAACAGUUUCCAGACUGUUUGAAUGGAGAACUUAUUAGGUGUCCAUGUAAUCGAUUUAAGUGCCAAAAUCGCAGUUUUGAAGAUGAGAGUACAGUUAGGUUUCAUCUGAUGAAAUAUGGGUUUGUUAGGGACUAUUAUGUAUGGUAUUUGCAUGGAGAAAUGCAAACCUACAAUGAGGUCCACGGGAGAAGUAAUGAUUCGACUUACAACACUUGCAAUGUGGAAUAUCAACAUACUGAGUUCUCUAAUGCUUAUGAACAACUAGUUGUAGAUGCAGCAGGACCGAGUUUCUCCCCAUCAAUUAGUAAUGAGCCUCCAAAUCAAUCUACUCAGAGAUUGUAUGACAUGUUGGCCGCUGUUAAUCAGGAAUUGUGGCCAGGUUAUGAAAAUCAUUCACAACUGUCAGCUGUGGCAAGGAUAUUGAAUAUCAAAUCUGAACAUCAUUUGUCCGAACGUUGUUUUGACAAUAUUUGCCAAUUCAUCAAAGAAAUUUUACCUACUGAUAAUUUGUUUACUGAUAAUUUCUACUCUACAAAAAAAUUGCUUGAAGGCUUGGGAUUACCAAUUCAGAAGAUUCAUACUUGCUUAAAUGGUUGUAUGAUUUAUUGGGGUGAGGAUAAUGAAUUGCUCAGGUGCAAGGUGUGUGAUCAUCCGAGGUACAAACGAUUGCAAGUUAGCCAGAGCUCUAGUAAAACCCAAGUUGCUUAUAGUAAAAUGUAUUACAUGCCAAUCACACCUAGACUACAAAGGUUGUACGCAUCUAAUGCUACAGCUAAGGAUAUGACUUGGCAUGCCAAUCAUGGGACUAAUGAUGAUUUAAUGCAUCAUCCAGCUGAUUCGCAUGCAUGGAAAGCUUUUGAUAAUAAUUGGCCUCAUUUCAGUGCUGAGAAACGUAAUGUCCGUCUUGGACUGUGUACCGAUGGUUUUCAACCCUUUGGACAAUCUGGUCAGCAAUAUUCAUCAUGGCCUGUCAUAUUGACACCUUACAAUUUACCCCCAUGGUUAUGCAUGAAAGGUGAGUAUAUGUUUCUCACUAUACUUGUCCCAGGGCCUAGAAAUCCAAAAGAUAAGUUGGAUGUGUAUUUGCAACCCCUAGUAACUGAGUUGAAAGAUUUAUGGGAGAAUGGAGUUGAAACAUAUGAUGCAUUCAAUAAAGAAAAUUUCAACUUGCGAGCUGCUUUAAUGUGGACUAUAAGUGAUUUUCCUGCUUAUGCAAUGUUAUCUGGAUGGAGCACUGCAGGACAGACUGCUUGUCCUUAUUGCAUGGAAGAUAGUGAUGCAUUCACAUUGACAAGAGGAGGUAAGCAAUCAUGGUUUGAUAAUCAUCGCAAAUUUUUACCUCCUAGCCAUUCUUUUAGAAGAAACAAAACAGCUUUUAGGAAGAAUGUAUCUGUUACUAAGAAAGCUAAACCACCUAUUUCCGGUGAAGAAAUACUGAAACAGAUUGAUGAAUUGGGGUUUAAGAGGGUUAUAGAUGAGGAUGCAUUUGAAAUAAAUUCCCGUCUAUCAAAGCAAUGCGGUUGGCGAAAAAGAAGCAUCUUGUGGGAUUUACCGUAUUGGAAAACAAAUUUGAUUCGACACAAUCUUGAUGUAAUGCACAUUGAGAAAAAUUUUUUUGAAAAUAUAAUCAACACUGUAAUGAGUGUUGAGGGAAAGACAAAGGAUAAUGCCAAGUCAAGGGCAGACCUAAAUGUGAUCUGUGAUCGGCCAGAGUUGGAAAUGGAUCAAGUCACUGGGAGAUAUCCCAAAACUUGUUAUACUCUAGAUAAGCAAAGUAAGCAAGUAUUAUGUGGGUUGAAAAAUCUCAAGUUUCCCGAUGGAUAUGUUUCCAAUAUGGGGCGAUGUAUUGAUAUGAAGAAGCUGAAGAUGUUUGGUAUGAAGAGUCAUGAUUGUCAUGUCUUCAUGCAGCGGAUUAUGCCAAUUGCAUUUCGUGAGUUGCUUCCGUCAAAUGUGUGGCAACCCUUAACAGAGUUGAGUAAUUUUUUUAAGGAGUUAACAUCUACCACUAUAAGUGAGAGUGAUAUGUUGCGGUUGCAUGGUGAAAUUCCUUUAAUCAUAUGCAAGCUUGAGCGUGUUUUCCCUCCAAGCUUCUUUGAUUGUAUGGAACACCUCCCUGUCCAUCUAGCAUAUGAAGCAUGGCUGGCAGGUCCAGUGCAAUAUCGAUGGAUGUAUCCUUUUGAACGAUAUCUGCGACGGCUUAAGAAUAAUGUCAGAAAUAAAGCUAGAGUCGAGGGAUCAAUAUGUAAUGCGUACCUAGUAGAAGAAGCAACUUCAUUUUGUGCACAUUACUUUGAAUCGUAUGUCCAAACUAGACAUCGAAAAGUGCCAAGGAAUGUUGAUAUUUCAGAAAGUACUGAAAAUUAUGAAGGCAAUCUAUCAAUCUUCAUGCAGUCCGGUCGACCAAUAGAAAAAGGGACAACCAGAUAUCUUAUGGAGGAUGAGUAUAAAGCAGCACAAGUGUACAUAUUAUUAAAUUGUCCAGAAGUGAAACCCUAUAUUGACAUUUACAUUGAUCAAUUGCGCUCAAAUGAUCCGUUGGUCAAUGAUUCUCAGAUUGACAUCAAAUUGGAGAGUGAAUUCUCUAUAUGGUUCAACAAUUUUGCUCAUGAUUCGUGCAAUAACAUAUCCAAUAAGUUUAUCAUAUCGCUUGCAAUGGGUCCAUUACGAAGUGUGACAUCAUACAAUGGAUAUAUGGUGAAUGGAUAUAAGUUUCAAUCGAAGUCAUACUGUGCAAGUAGAGCAACAAUGAAUAGUGGGGUGUGUAUUAAGGGGUCAAAUUACAGCAGCGAAGAAAGCGAUUACUAUGGACAAUUGCUUGAAGUUAUACGUUUGGAGUAUCCAGGUCUUCCAAUCAAGCGAGUUGUACUUUUCAAAUGCAAUUGGUUUGACCCCACUCCAAAUGUAGACACAAAGAUCCAUAGUAAAUAUAAACUUGUCGAUGUGAAUCAUAAACGAUCUUUUAAUAGAUAUGAGCCUUUUGUGCUGGGAGUACAAGAAAUGCAAGUGAUAUAUACUCCGUAUCCUAGCCUAAAGCGAGAUAAAAUUGAAUGGUGGGCUGCUAUAAAAGUCAAAGCACGUUCUGUAAUUCAACUUCCAACACAAGAAAAUACACAACCUGCUGAUGAACCAUUUCAACAAGAGGAAAUGGAACACACUGCCAUAAUUAGAGAAAUUGAUGAUUCAACACAACAAUUAAAUGAUCCAACUGGGGAUGUUAUUGAAAUUGAUGAUGGUGAAGAAAAUGAUGAAGAUGAAACUAUAAUAGCAACAGAAACAGAUGAUGAUGAUGAUGAUGACUUAGAUGUAGAUAGUGAAUAG